Suillus clintonianus is the source of this 1397-nucleotide messenger RNA. RefSeq lists its product as uncharacterized. The record is from RefSeq and is a predicted model, not a curated record. Bases 59 to 1234 code for a protein of 391 amino acids. Gene Ontology annotation, molecular function: protein binding. The transcript is spliced from 7 exons. NCBI's taxonomy places the organism in Eukaryota, Fungi, Basidiomycota, Agaricomycetes, Boletales, Suillaceae.
CCUGGGGCUAUGUACGACACGUGGUACACUUCUUUACCUGGAACCACUUCGUCUAGUCAUGAAUCGACGACAUGGGAUGGAGAGCAAGCUCGGGGUUGGCGGCGGCACAGUUAGCAUAGAAGCUCAGAACAAUCUCGAUAGAGCCGAAGAUUUAUGCCGCAGGAAGAAACCAAAGAAAGCUUUGCCCUUCCUUCUCAAGGCUAUGGAGGAUGGAAACAAUUUGGAUGCUUUCGUUCAGGCUGCUUUCCUGUUUCCUCUACCGGAAGCGCUGAAGGCAUUGGAGAAUGCGGAGGCCAAGGGUAGAGAAGGCUUGAAACAGCUUUUGGGUGCGACCUGUUUCGAUGACGGCAGCAAGGAAGUUGGAAAAUUCCAUAGCAUACUCGAAACGCGCCCGUACAUGCGCGUCCUGCAGGCUCAAGUCCGACUUUACUUUGAAGCCAAACAGUUUGGUAAAUCUUCGGAUACUAUGAUUGAGAUGCUGCGUCUGUGCCCAGGAGAUAACAUGUCACAGCGAACAUGGCUCGGAUCUAUGCUCUUAUCUGCAGGCCGAACAGCCGAGGCCUUGUCAUUCGUAAAACAAUGGUUGGCCCAUAACCGGCGACAAACACCUCCACGCGGUGGGACCGUAUUUCAAACACCUUCCUCAGAUUGCCUAUCAUCCGAUCACGAGCAAGCGCUGUUGAAACGUGGCGAUGGAUCAAUGCUGCACACAGCAGCUUUGGCCUGCUUCAGAUUAUGGGGCGACUGCCCUGUCGCUCGACAGUACCUUCGGUUAGCUGCUCGUGCCAACCCGGUUAUCCUGACCAAAAUCCUGGCAAAAAUAGAUAAGCCUCGCAGCCUUAACAACAACCCUCGUGGAUUCAAUAGUCCCGAGGAGGCUCAGGAUUAUCUUUGGCUGACCCAGAACUUGUGGAUGGACCCGGUGGUAUGGGACUGGGCAAACAAUGAUAUGGACGCCAAGAAAGCACUACUGAAAAGUUGUUCAAAUGUUAACUGCAAUGCUGUUGAACAGGAUGUUACGCAGUUCAAGCGAUGUGCUGCAUGCAAAGAAGCGGUUUAUUGUACCCAGGAAUGCCAGAAGAGCCAUUGGAAAACCCACAAGCCCACAUGCAAGCAGCAAAAACAAAUUAAAGACAUGGUUCGCGCGUACCAGAAAGGCAAGCCGAUCCCGGAUGGCGCACAUAUGGCCUCUGCGGAUUUUGCUAAUGGCAUGUCCUUCAUUAAUUGGGCUUAGCCAUGUCACCGAAGAAAACGUCGGGUUUCGCAGGUCUCACCAGAAUCUAGCUGUGUGGUACUGAUCAUAUUGUACAUUAGACUUCAUAACAAUUAUCGUGCAUGAUGCAUACGAUAGUUACAUAUACCCAACAGAAAGUGCAAUAAAAGUAAGAGCACGGGAC